Molecule: messenger RNA, 4578 nt
Organism: Symbiodinium necroappetens
Lineage: Eukaryota; Dinophyceae; Suessiales; Symbiodiniaceae
Source: the annotation of a GenBank genome assembly
AUGGCCGGUGCAACCGCAUUCCUUGAUGCACAUUCGGCACUGGCGAUCCUUCCGCCGGAUGAGCUGCUGACAGAGGUGCAGGCAGUGCGCCAGCAGAACGACAAGGCCUACGUCCGAUGGCCGCAGGCGCAUCUGCGGGUUCUCUGGCCCUUCCUGCCGGUGAGGACGGCCCUCCCGCGGCUGGAGCAACUCAACGACAAGCUGCUAGCCUUCCCCGUCGAGCUCUCGGAGGUGCGUCUUCUGAACGGCUUGGCGCGCGCGCCAGUGGACAGGGCGUAUGUUGGCAUCACGCCAUCCGAUGCCACGCGCCGUGCUUUGCUGGAUCUCGUGGAGAGGCUCCUGGAAGAAUUCCCGGAGUGCCGUGGUGCGGAGAGCGAGGACCCAGACUUCCACGUGACACUGGGGCAGUUUCCACUGCACGAGGCAGAGCAUGUCGUCGCGAGUCAUUGCGUGCCCCUGCCCCUCGCCUGGCACUGCGGAGCUUUGGCCUUCUGCGCCCGGGCUAACUCCGAAGAGCCUUUCCGGCUGGUCCAAAGCAUUCCGCUGAGGCCUUUCUACCCGCCAGCGCGAAAAACCAUCAUGCCGCAUCUUCCCUCGCUAGCUUGGUGUGCAGUUGUCGAGGCACUGCCAGUAGGAGAUGCGGCGCGAAUGACCAGACUGCUGCAGCGGCAGGGCAUCGCUUGGAAAGAAGAGUGGUGGCACAAACUGAUUGGAGACUACUUCAACGUGGACAGCCUGCGGUUGCAACAGCUACCCGAGCUUUCUUUCUGCUCGCUGGCAGCUGCAGCGGCGGUUGCUGCAAGCCUGCGCUGGGCGGCCGUCUCUGGGAGCAAGGCAGACCCCAUCUUCGAGUGCAGGGUCCUGCGGGAGUUUCAAGCGAACUCUUCAGUUCGCCAGGAGGUCCUGGCAAUGCCGUUUCAGACGGCGAGCUGUGUGCGGCACAGCGACUCACGCUUGCUGGCGGUGGGGGAAAGCAGCAGCAAAGACAGUGGCCUGGCAAUCUGGAAUUUGGCCAGCUUGAACGAGAAGCCAAGCUUUUGCAAGCUUCGGGGCCACAUCCAAAGCAUUGAUGUCUGGCGAGACACCCUCCUUGUGCUUGGGAAAGGAGGCUCGCUUGCAUUGCACGACCUCUCGGAUCCUCGCGCCACGCCGACCUCCCUCGGCCGUAAGGGUGACGGGGCUGUGCGGGACGCCCACUGGAUGGCUGGAGGGCGCGUGGUGGCGGCCUUCGCGCAGAAGGUCCGUGUGAUCGACCUGGAGGCUGACGGUGGUCGUCAGAGCUGCGACAUUGCCGGCACGCUCUCGUGCCCGGUCAUUGCCCCGCUGGAUGCGGACCAUGUGGCCCUGAGCGGACCGUCCAGCUGUGUCAUUUGGGAUCUCAGGAAGUCCGCUUCCGCAAUGGAGGUUCCCUGGCCGUCCUCCUUCUCCUGCACGGCUCUCGCAGCCAGUGGAGCCAGUGGCCUCCUGAUAGGUGGCCGCGGUGCCCAAUGCAGCCCAGUGCACACUUUGGACCUGCGGAUGCCGACGACCCGUGAGGCCAUCCUUCCGAUUCCUGGACACGAGCUGCGGGCAGACAAGGUGCUUGCAGCGAGCUCCUGCUUUUCCGCACAGUUUGAUGAUGGCAGUCUCGCCCUUUGGCAUGCCGAGAGCCAUUCUGCUCUGGGCUGGUGGCCCAACUCCCAAUGCGUGUCCCAACCCACUGCUGAGCACUGCACCUGGCAUGGCCUGGCCGCCGCCGGCGCCGGGCGGCUGCGAGUGGCGACGCCAGGCAUGAAAGCCACCCUUCAGAGGGGCCAUGCGAAGAAGGAAAUCAAGGCCGCCUUGCAUGAGUCAGGCCUUCCGAACAUGAAAAGUUUUGCAGCUUUCGCGCUCUUGGCGGUGACGAGCCAGGCAACCGAAGAUGCAGAGCGGGCUAGAAUUCUGUCCGAGAUCGAGGCACUCCGAGGCCAACUUCAGAAGCAGCGCACGAUCAUCCAGCAGCAGUUCACCCAGCUCGCCAAUCUCGAGGAGGACGAGGAGCGUCGCCUGCAAACGGUUGGCAACGUCACAGCGACUGCCUGGGCAACAGAGAAAGCCGCUCUUGAAGCGACUGACGGGAGCAUGGCGGCGGCCAUGGACACUCUUUGGCUCUGCUUGUGCGGAGCCUUAGUCAUGUUCAUGCAUGCCGGCUUCGCCAUGCUGGAGACCGGAUGCUGUCGUUCCAAGAACGCAUCCAACGUUUUGAUGAAGAACUUGGUGAACGUCUGUGUUGGGACUCUUGGUUGGUGGGUGCUUGGCUAUGCAUUCGCUUAUGGAGGCGGCAUCAACCGCUUCAUUGGCACGACGAACUUCCUGGGUGAGGGCUUCUACACGAAGGAUGCAUCCGGAAACAUCCUGGCCCCAGGUUGUGCCAACAAUGCUUGCCAGAGCACGGCACUUGCGUGGUUUUUUCAGUGGGCGUUUUGCACUGCUGGAGCCACGAUAGUGAGCGGGGCUGUUGCUGAGCGCGUCCAGGGUCCAACAUAUGCCAGCUAUGCUUUCGUCAUGACCUCUUUGAUCUAUCCUGUGGUCGUACAUUGGGGUUGGAGUGGCAGCGGCUUCCUCGGAGACAUCCUGGAUGUUGGCGUCAUGGAUUUCGCCGGUAGUGGCAUCGUGCACCUGACCGGUGGAGUCAGUGGCCUUGCAGGCACCAUCGUGCUGGGGCCACGCAAAGGGCGCUUUGUCAACCCAGAAGAGUUCGAGCCUCAUAACCUUCCGCUGGUGGUCUUCGGAACGUUCGCACUGUGGUUCGGCUGGUAUGGGUUCAACCCGGGUUCAACCCUGGGCAUGUCCGACGGUGCCACUGGUGCGCUGGCGGCCCAGGUGGCCAUGAACACCACAAUCGCUGCAGCCACGGGCGGCAUCACUGUCUUCCUCCUACGGUACCUCAUCCUUCGCAAGUAUGAUGUGGGCGGGCUCUGCAAUGGCAUCUUGGCAGGGCUUGUUUCCAUCACGGCACCGUGCGGCAACAUUGAAUGUGGCAGUGCAUUCGCCGUCGGGUUCAUCGGUGCCCUUGUCUACCAGGGAUCCUCCAUGCUGCUCCAGAAGCUGAAGAUUGACGACCCCGUGGAUGCAAGCCCAGUCCACGGCUUCUGUGGAAUCUGGGGUGUGCUCGCAGCUGGUCUCUUCGACUGGGGCAAGGGCUUCGAUCACUUCCACGGCUGGAGUGGCUGGGGGUGCAUGACGGAUGACAGCGGCGCCUGCCAGACGGGCAUCAACGGUUCAGCCCUCGGUGCACAGGUCAUCCUGAUUCUCAUGGCUGCACGGCCAGCGCCCACAGCAUCUCCACAGCCGGCCCAGGGCUCAAAGCCCAGGCUUCGCACCAGCGAAGAUGUUUAUCACCGGCUCAUUCACGACGAGCGCUUUCGUGCUCCGAAGGUGAUCAUGGGCUACGAAGAUCGCUUCCUCGGCCCGAUGGAAGUGAAGCUGCUGGACUUUCGGCCAGGCGGCGACAUACCUUACCACCGGGUCUACUAUUUCAGGGAGGAGGAGCAGGUCCUUUGGGAUCGCCGAGCCCGGUUGGACCGGGUCUUCGGCACUGGCGAGGCCAUGUCCCAAGCAGCGGCAGCCGAGACAGAGGAAGUGAUCUGCCGGGCUAAACAGACGAUGAUGAAGAUUGACAAGGGCAUCAUCAAGGUGCGCUGGAGCCAGACUGAGGAUCGAAAGGCCCCAGCAGAAGAGAUACAGGUGAUGAAGUACUCCGCGGAGGCGGAAGCCUGGCUGCCAUUCCCUGGCGCUGCCACUGCCGUAGCAUUGACAGAGCUCCGGGUCCUAACCUUCAAUGUCCUCUUCGAGCUGUUUGGGGAUGUUGAGACGCACAUGGAGGCAAGAUUGGUGCAGAUAUUCCGGGAGCUAUCGCGUUGUGGAGCUGACAUCAUGGCUUUGCAGGAGGUCACCCCGAAGUUCGCAGAGGCGCUUCUUGCGCAGCCCUGGGUGCGGGAGCAGUGCUGGUCCAGUGCAGGCCCAAAUUCCACAGCAACCGUCGACCCGUCCGGCCAGCUCAUCUUGUCCAAGGUCCCCAUGGAUUCAGCCUCUCUGGCACGAAUCAGCCCUCACAAGACUGUUAUCCUGGCCUCCUUCCCUGUCUUGCUGGGCGAGAGCCGGGCGGUCACGGUGGCCAACCUCCAUCUCCCGGCGGAUUCGAAGCAGCCCCGCCGCAGGGAACGCCAGGAGCAGCUGCGGAUUUGCGAGAACCUGCUCUUGGAAAGGUCAGGACCCACUGACUUGACUUUGCUUCUGGGGGACUUCAAUUCGGCUCCUGAGGUGGAGCCGGCCCAGUUCAGGACCGGAGGGGCUGGAAGGGGCUCCAAGUAUUUUGUCCUCUAUGACAUUCUUGACUCUCUCCUCACAUGCUUGCACUCUCUCUCUCUCUCUCUGUGGACAAUGGCUAGAAGGAGGAAUGAAAUACAUUGCAGGAGAAUGCAAUUACCCAUCUCGUCCAGCACGAGGCACAUGGCCAAGCAUAGUAACUGCAGCGCAGGCAUACUACGUGGCACUUUGGGAAACCUUUGGUACCCGUUGAUGCUUCCCAAAGAGGUACCUAAUCAUAAAUACCUCUAA